UUCGGUUACACACGGUUCAAGAGACCGAUGCGCUUGCUUCCACACGGACAUAACUGUCUGUCUUUCAGAUCUGUCUUGACCCAAAACAAAAGACUAUAACUUUCCCCUUCAUUCAUUAAUCUCUUCCUCACCGGCGUUCAUGGACGGUGGCACGGGUCAACCACCGGCUGAUACCGAGAUGACAGAAGCUCCGUCUCAGCCUUCUCCUCAGAUGGCGGGGAUAGAGAAUAUUCCGGCGACUCUUAGCCACGGAGGGAGGUUUAUACAGUAUAAUAUAUUCGGAAACAUCUUUGAAGUCACUGCCAAGUAUAAGCCUCCGAUCAUGCCUAUUGGCAAGGGUGCUUACGGCAUCGUUUGCUCUGCUAUGAACUCUGAAACAAAUGAAAGCGUUGCUAUUAAGAAAAUCGCAAAUGCUUUCGACAAUAAGAUUGAUGCUAAGAGGACUCUCCGUGAGAUCAAGCUGCUUCGCCACAUGGAUCAUGAAAAUAUUGUUGCAAUCAGAGACAUUAUACCUCCACCUCUCAGAACUGCUUUCAAUGAUGUUUACAUCGCUUAUGAGCUAAUGGACACUGAUCUCCACCAAAUCAUACGGUCAAAUCAAGCAUUAUCCGAAGAACAUUGUCAGUACUUUCUUUACCAGAUUCUCCGUGGUUUGAAAUACAUUCACUCCGCAAAUGUGCUUCACCGUGAUUUGAAACCGAGCAAUCUCCUCCUAAACGCAAACUGCGACUUGAAGAUAUGUGAUUUCGGGUUAGCUAGAGUCAAUUCCGAGAGCGACUUCAUGACUGAGUACGUUGUCACAAGAUGGUACCGUGCACCAGAGCUGCUCUUAAACUCUUCUGAUUAUACUGCAGCGAUAGAUGUUUGGUCUGUUGGUUGUAUUUUCUUGGAGCUAAUGGACCGUAAGCCACUAUUCCCUGGCCGUGAUCAUGUUCAUCAGCUUCGCUUGCUCAUGGAGCUCAUAGGAACUCCUUCAGAAGAAGAAGUUGAGUUCUUGAACGAAAAUGCAAAGCGAUACAUAAGACAACUUCCACCGUAUCCUCGCCAGUCCAUUACUGAUAAGUUCCCCACGGUGCAUCCUUUAGCUAUAGAUCUUAUCGAGAAGAUGCUAACAUUUGAUCCUAGACGAAGAAUAACUGUUCUAGACGCUCUGGAACAUCCAUACCUGAACUCAUUACACGACAUUAGCGAUGAGCCAGAGUGCACCAUACCUUUCAACUUCGAUUUUGAGCAGCAUGCGCUCUCAGAGGAGCAGAUGAAGGAGCUUAUCUACCGUGAGGCGCUUGCUUUCAAUCCAGAGUAUCAGCAAUAGCAUCUGGAAGAUGAAGGAGCUUAUCUACCGUCAGGCGUUUGAUUUGGACAAGAUUCUUAAAUAGAGGACAAAAACAUUGUUUUUUCUGUCUAUUGUUAUACUUAUGAGAGAAUGCUUGAAUGGGAUGUGAUCAACACGACUCAAACUUUUAACUUUUUAGUCUUCUGGUGCUAUUUUUCCUCUACGUAUUUGUAAUUUGCCUUCAUUGCUCACCUUUAAUACCUCUACAAUAUGAUAUCCAUUGUCAUCUUUCUGCUUUGUAGAUUAUUGCAAUUUUGAUUCCAGUGUAUUGUUCCCCA
This is a messenger RNA of Eruca vesicaria subsp. sativa (arugula), 1611 nucleotides long. Lineage: Eukaryota; Viridiplantae; Streptophyta; Magnoliopsida; Brassicales; Brassicaceae. The record is from the annotation of a GenBank genome assembly.